Polyodon spathula (Mississippi paddlefish) is the source of this 2229-nucleotide messenger RNA. RefSeq names its product tafazzin-like. Bases 212 to 1003 code for a protein of 263 amino acids. Gene Ontology annotation, biological process: cardiolipin acyl-chain remodeling; inner mitochondrial membrane organization. The transcript is spliced from 12 exons. NCBI's taxonomy places the organism in Eukaryota, Metazoa, Chordata, Actinopteri, Acipenseriformes, Polyodontidae. Gene Ontology annotation, cellular component: mitochondrial membrane. The record is from RefSeq and is a predicted model, not a curated record. Gene Ontology annotation, molecular function: 1-acylglycerophosphocholine O-acyltransferase activity.
CGGUUUUGACCUGAUUGUUUCUUUCAAAGAAGCGACGCUGUCCUACUGUCAACGGAAGAAUAGGUCAAAACUUGGCUAGGCAAAGGUCGUCAUGCAGCUAUCGACAUGAACAGCAAGGCAUGAAACCCUGAUCCACAAGCAGACGAUAUGAAGGAUAUAUGAAAACUACUGUAAAUUCAGGUCUGGUCUGGGAGAGAGCAAGCUGUCAGAGAUGCCCCUGGAAGUGAGAUGGCCUUUCCCACAGCGCCCCUGUCUGCCCCGGAGGAUCGCCAGCACCGUGAUCACGGGCCUGGUGGGCUCCUACAGCCACUUCUGGACCAAAUACAUGAACUAUCUUACUGUCUAUAACCAGGAUGUCCUAUAUGAGCUGAUUGACAAGCGGCCCAAGGACACACCACUCAUAACCCUGUGUAACCACCAGUCCUGCAUGGACGAACCACACCUCUGGGGUAUCUUGAAGCUGAGGCAUCUUUGGAACUUCAGCAAAAUGAGAUGGGCGCUGGCAGCUGCCGAUAUAUGUUUCACAAACGAGGCCCAUUCGAGGUUUUUCAGCUUGGGGAAAUGUGUACCGAUCUGCAGAGGUGACGGUGUUUAUCAGAAGGGCAUGGAUUUUAUUUUGGAGAAGCUCAACAGAGGAGAAUGGAUACAUAUUUUUCCAGAAGGAAAGGUGAACAUGACUGAGGAGUUUAUCAGACUGAAAUGGGGCAUUGGACGUCUCAUUGCAGAGUGUAAUUUUAAUCCGGUAAUUCUGCCCCUUUGGCAUGUUGGCAUGGACGACGUCCUUCCUAAUGAGCCUCCAUACAUUCCACGAUACGGGCAGAGAAUAACCGUUUUAGUCGGAAGACCUUUCACUUUAAAGCAUCUUGUGGAAUCGCUGAAGUCUGAGAACAAAACGCCAACGGAGAUGCGGAAGGCAGUGACGGAUUUUGUUCAGCAGGAGUUCCGCAGUCUGAAAACUCAAGCCGAGGCCCUUCACCAACGCUUCCAGACUACUGGCCAAUAACAGGAGCCGGGCCUAUGUGUGUGAGUGAGUGUGAGCGAGUGUGAGUAGAAGUCUGUCUGGCAUCGGUGACAGCACUUCUUGAAAAAGAGGAAGUACUCUACAUCUUUAAAGUAAUUGUAGCUCUCAAAAUAAUUCUGUAAAUCUCACCCCUUAUGCACAUUCAUUAGCUACAUAGGCCUUGCAUUUUGAAGAAAUACAUUUAUUUUAUAGCAGAACGCUGGUACAGUACUACGCUAGGUUUAAAGAAAGCUAAAGUCUGUUACUGCUUUACCUCCUUGGUCAUUUCAGCCCAGCUCAUAGCAUAUGACUGACUGAAAGCGAAAGCAGCGUGUUGUGUAUUUACAGGAAAGAAUCCAGUAAAAGGGAGGGGACAAAUUCACCCUCUGGGUGACCCAGGAAGUGUAAGACAGUCUAAAAGCAUGGCUUGCAAACAGAUUUCUAUAACCUUUGGAGAAUACCAGGUACCAGGUUUAAAAUAAAAAUACAUGAUUGCCAAAAUGUGUUUCUUAUGUGUUUUCAGAACUGCACAUUUGAUACCUAUAUAAUGAAUGGCUGUGCAUGGUGGGGAACAUCAAUGGAAUAUUUUGUUAGUUAAAAUCACUUCAGAGUUUAAAUUUAGUAGUGUGAUUGUCACCCGAUUUGCGUAUGUUAUGCUUUUUCCUAUACCUACAGACCUGCUCGUCCAACCAGGAUGAAACUUCCUAAGGACCUUCUGUGGAGGCUGCCACGCUUGCAUUUUUACAAAUGCCUAGUUAACGAAACGCCAACAGGGCAUUCUUUUUUAAAGAGUGUCGAUUUGUAGCUGGCUGUGCAUCGUUCUGUCACUCCUGUGUUUUUACUUGUAGAUGUUUUUAUUCUGCUGUGAUGAUAGAGCUCAAGUUAUGGAGGGUUGCGGGAUCUGGGGUGAUAUAGAGGUACUGGGGUGCGCUUCCUCAUGCUAGCGAUAGCUGUAGCUCUCUUGUGACACUUGGGGCUGUGUGUUACUACAGGGACUGGGAUAUAAUGAACCCAGUUUGAGUGGAGCUUGUGCUGGACAAAACCACCAGCGCUUGAACAGUAGCACUUAUAGAAACCUACUUCAUUUUAGCUUGUUAAAAGUAUUAUGUUUCCAAUUUUUAUGAUUUAUUAAAACCAGGACCAGACAUAGCCUAUUUGCCAGCAGACCCAGCACAUAUAGUAGAUUAUUUGAGACCGGCGUUUAUAUUAGAUCACUAGCUUCACAUGCU